UGCCUGUACUUCCUCUCCCCUUAUUCUUUAAUGCUCUGUGAAUAGCCCUAUGGCUGUGGCUUUGUCCAAGUCAUUGUCAGUCGACUUAGCCUCUUUGCCAAGUGAGAGGAUUUGCAGACAUAUGUCACUUCAGUGAAUCUCCCAUAACUCCUUAAACUGAGUGGAGGGGUGGGUAAGAGGCGUUCACUACCGGAAAAAUAAGCAACGUGAAGAGACAGAUAAAGUGGGAUGUGCAGAGCUGGAAUGCUCUCAGUCUGUUCCUGUCUGGGGUUGCUGAACAUGCAUAGCACAGAUGGCUUUAAAAUGGACUAUCAGUAUGUUGCUGUUUGAAAAGCAUACACAGUUAAAAAAUCCCAGUAUUUCCUGUCUUACAAGUGUUGAAAGAUAUCAGCUGAUCUAGUGGACUAAUAUUGUGCCACCUAAGCUGGUGACACCUGCUCUACUGGUCAGUCUUCUGUCAAAGGUGGUGGGAGCGAUGAGGUUGAUGUGGUGCUUGGGCCUUGCUCUACUCUUGGCCUUGGCCUCCGGGGUCAGAGGCCUGGAUAUCCCCUUGGAUGAAGAGCAGCCACCAACCAUAACAGUGCAGACCCAUGGUCCUGUCAUUGCCUUACCGUCGGACAACAGUUUUUCCAUGAGAUGUGAAGCCAAAGGCAACCCACAACCAGUAUAUCGAUGGACAAAAGAUGGCCAGGAAUUAGAUCCCCUCCUCAACUUGGGGAUCAAGAAAGAGAGAAACAAUGGGAGUUUUGAGUUUCGUAGCAGUGCCCUUGCACAGUUCCAGGGAAAGUAUCAGUGCUACGCUUCAAACAAGUUAGGAACCGCAGUAUCAGAGGAAAUCAAACUCAUUGUGUCAAAUGUCCCAAAGUUCCCCAAAGAGAAGAUUGACCCCAUUGUUGUCGAAGAGGGACAACCUAUUAUUCUGGAAUGCAACCCACCACAAGGAAUCUCUCCACGACAGAUCUACUGGAUGUCUAUCAAUCUCCAGCACAUUGAACAGGAUGAGAGGGUGUCCAUGGGAAUGGACGGAAACCUCUACUUCUCCAAUGCCUUAUUGAAGGAUAGCCGAUCAGACUAUUGCUGUUUCGCCUACUUCUCUGCCAUACGCACUAUUGUCCAGAAGACGGCCAUGUCGGUGGUCGUCAAAAGCUUAAAACCUGCUGGUGACCUUAAUGAAAGUGACAGUAACGCCUACACCAUUCAACAGAGAAUUCCAAGACUUCUGACACCCCCUGGUGUUCAGUCAGAGGUAUUGCUGGUGAAGGGAGAGGAACUAGUGCUUGAGUGUAUUUCAGAGGGAUUUCCAACUUCUGUGAUGAAUUGGAAAAAAAUGGGUGAGGAGCUACCUAAACGGGCAGAAAUAAAAAAUUAUGGGAAACUUUUGACCAUUUCUAAAGUUGAAGAAAAGGAUAAUGGAAAGUACAGAUGCAAGGCAAACAACUCUAUCGGAGAUGCGAUCCAUGACUUCAUCGUCACGGUGGAGGAUCCACCAAGAUGGCAGCCGGAGCCACCCAGGGGCCAGUUGGCUGUUAUUGGGUCUGAAGUGAACAUCAAGUGCUCUGCUUCUGGAAAGCCAAAGCCAGUUAUCUCAUGGAGGAGGAAUGGACAGCCUCUAGACGAUGGUUCAUUGGAGAGGCAAGUGUUUGAUGACACUCUGGUGUUGCACAGGGCCAGACCUGAGGACAGUGCCGUAUAUCAGUGUGAAGCCUCCAACAGACACGGCACCAUCCUGGCUAAUGUUAACGUCAUGAUCAUGAAUAGCCCCCCUCGGAUCCUGACUAAGGAUAACCAGAGGUAUUUAGUAGUGCGAGGGAGGAAAGUCGUCAUGGACUGCAAAGUUUUCAGCUCCCCUCCAUCUGACGUUUCCUGGAAAAAGCAUGGCACUGUGGAAUCAGUUAAGGGGGAACGAUUCUCUUUUUUAAAGAAUGGAUCACUGCUGAUAAAUCAGACAGAGAAAGAAGACAGUGGUGAAUAUGUGUGUUCUGCCACCAGUUCAGAUAAGACAACAUCUAUCAAAGCUUCACUGGAUGUCAAAGAUGCCACCAAAAUAGUGGAGCAACCGCAGGACCAGCAGAUAAUACGUGGCACCACGGCUCAGCUUCCAUGCCAAGCUGAGUAUGACACGUCUCUCAGAAAGGACUUUGAAAUAGUCUGGAGCAAGGAUGAGAAUGAGAUAACCGCGUUCACAGAACAGUCCAGAUAUUCUCUGGUUAAUGGAACGCUACAAAUAAUCGAUGUAAACCGAAGCGAUGAGGGAGCUUACACAUGUAUCGCCAGAACCAAUCUAGAUCAGGACUCCGCCUCUGCACGUGUCACAGUCCUGGAUGUCCCUGAUGCACCUGAAUAUUUGGAGCUGUCUGAAGAAAAGAGCCGGAGUGUCCGCUUGGCCUGGGUACCUGGUGAUGCCCACAACAGCUCUGUUACUGAGUUCAUUGUGGAGUAUGAGGAGAACCAGUGGAAUCCUGGGACAUGGCGAGAACUCCAGCGAGUACCUGGAAACCAGAACACUGUGAAGUUGGCAUUACAGGGCAACCUGAACUACCAAUUCAGAAUGUGUGCAGUUAACGCCAUUGGGAAAGGGCCCCCAAGCAGGCCCACAGAUCGAUACAAAACCCCUCCUGCAGCUCCUGAUAAAAAUCCGGAAAACAUCAAAAUUGAGGGUCAUCUGCCCCAUCAAUUAGAUAUCAGUUGGGAGCCACUAUUGCCCAUGGAGCACAAUGGUCCAGGCCUGGAGUUCAAAGUGAGCUACAGGAGAGUGGGGCUAGAAUACAACUGGACAGAUCAUCUCGUCAGAAGACCCAGCAUUGUCGUCAAGAACACCCCCACGUUCGUCCCCUAUGAGAUAAAGAUUCAGAGUCGCAAUAGCCAUGGCUGGGGCCCGGAACCCAAAGUUGUAACAGGGUACUCUGGGGAAGACUUUUACGGGCGUAGGUCAUCAACACCACCGUUCUCAGAGUCAGCUGGACCAGGGUUGCCCCAGGCCACAGUGAGGGGUCAUCUGGGGGGCUACAAUGUGCACUGGGUAAGGAAACGGAGCCUGCUACAUUCCAACAGAAUUUCUGAGGAGAGUCAAUCCCUGACAUUCCCAGGGAACAGGAGCCAUGCCAUAGUCUCUGACCUGAAGCCCUUCUCGGAAUACAGAACUGACUGUGAACGUUCUUCCAACAAGAAGGGAAAUGGCCCAAGCAGCGAUGCUGUCAUCUUUCAGACUCCAGAAGGAGUUCCUGAAGAAGUGCCCAUUCUGACAGCAUCAAAUGCCCAGACUGACUCCAUCACACUGGUGUGGGGACCUCCCUUUGAGGCCAAUGGCAUCCUUACAGGAUAUCGCCUGCAGUAUCAACCCGUAAGUGAGACGUUGGAGGUAGGGAACAAGCAGGAGGUAAACAUCAGCGGUGCGGACACCACACAGUGGCUCGUUCAAGGCCUGGAAGAUAUUGGAGGGUAUAUGUUCUAUCUGAGCGCCUGCACCAAGGAAGGCUGCGGACCCCCACGCGUGGAGGAGGGUCACACCAUCACAGAAGCAAGGCAAAACUGCUCCCUCCUUCCUGCCAGCUUGAUUCCUACAAAUGCAACUCCUUCCUCUUAUGUCACAGCUCUGUUUAACAUAAGCUCCUAUGUGAGUGACACCUUUGCAAAAAUCAGUUGGACUGCCAAGGAUGAACAACAGGAAUCUGAGUUCUAUAUUUCUUAUAUGAAUAACCGUGAAAGUAACUGGAGGAUUUCAGAAGCAGUAAACACUUCUAAAGGUUUCCACAUGAUUGAAGGGCUGGAUCCUGGGACGAAGUACACUGUGCGUCUAGUGGCUAAGUCACAGCACAAUAAUGCUAGUAUUUUCGAAGAUGUUAUACAAACCAGGGUCAAAGAAUUGUCCAGUGUUCACGGGAGGGCGGCCAUUCAGCCCUGGAUCAUUGGGAUGAUGUGCGCUGUGGCUCUCCUCACAGUCGCUGUGCUCAUGGCAUGCUUUGUGUUUCACAACCAAAGUGGCAAAUACGCAGUCAAAGAGAGAGAGGAUCUACAUCCUGAAGUUGAGUCCCAGAGCAUGAGUGAUGACACCUCUGAAAUCAGUGACGAAAAGCCACUAAAAAGCCAUUCCCUGGAUUGGGAAGAUGGAACUAACAGCGACAGUGUGGACAGCUUGGUGGACUAUGGGGACGAAGAAGAAUCGUUCAACGAAGACGGUUCGUUUAUAGGAGAAUACUCUAGCCACAAAAAACCAGUCUCUUUAGCAGAAUCCAAUGGACAGCUGACUGCAUGAAAAUAUCAAUGCUGCCUUUGUAAAUCACUCAAGAAUCUGUGCGGCAGCAAAGGACAUUUAUUUUUUCUGAAUCAAUCACAAUUACCUAUGGUGCAUAUUUGUUUUGUACCUCCACAUUGCGAUGGAUUUUAUUUUUUACAUCCUUGUUGUCAAGAUAUGCCCUCUGCAGUUCCAAUAUAAAUACAUUACAUAAAUAUAUAAAGCAAAAAGGUAUACAGCAGAUAACAUAUUGGUGUAGGUUUUGUUUAGGAGGGAGAGCAGGUACAUUUGAUGGGGGACAUCACUGACCAUGUUCAUGUAAACUAAUAACCACAAAAGAAUACUUGUUUUUUAUACUUAAAAUAAAUCACUAUCAAACACCUGUUUGUGAAGCACUAUACUUUAAAAGUGAUUUUUCCUAUUGCUAAACAACACAGCAGCCUGAUCUUUUGGAACAAUAAGUUUAAAGGUUGACUUGUGUAGGU
Messenger RNA from Esox lucius (northern pike), 4716 nucleotides. RefSeq names its product neural cell adhesion molecule L1-like protein. Gene Ontology annotation, biological process: cell-cell adhesion; axon guidance. The transcript is spliced from 30 exons. The coding region runs from base 476 to 4252 and encodes 1258 amino acids. Gene Ontology annotation, molecular function: protein binding. Lineage: Eukaryota; Metazoa; Chordata; Actinopteri; Esociformes; Esocidae. Gene Ontology annotation, cellular component: axon; plasma membrane. The record is from RefSeq and is a predicted model, not a curated record.